Paramecium octaurelia is the source of this 6896-nucleotide messenger RNA. The record is from the annotation of a GenBank genome assembly. NCBI's taxonomy places the organism in Eukaryota, Ciliophora, Oligohymenophorea, Peniculida, Parameciidae.
AUGCAAUCUCUAAAUCCCAGAAAGAGGCAUCCCUCUAAAACAAUAGUUAUCAAUAACAACACUACAUUUUUUUCAUCUGAGGAUAAUUCACAAAGGAGAUAAAAAUCAUUAAGGAUGAGCAAAUAAUGCAGAAGAGGUAAUAUAUUAGAUAGACAGAAACUUUAAAUUAAUAAAUUUCCUGUCAAUAUUAAACACAUAUCUGAGUCAGAAUCUGAUAGUGAUGUUUCUAUCUAAAAGUCAAUAUAAUCUGGAAGUUCAGAUUCAAGUGUGAAGUCUCCGAAAACAAUAAAAUCAAGUUCUUCUCCAAGAAUGAGAAAGGAUAUAAGCCAACACACGCAAGACUUAUUUAAAAAUGCAAUAAGAAAGACUAAAAGCCAAAAGGAUUCUGAAAAGUAGUAAUGUAACCUAUGAUUUUAGGGAGGAAAUUUAGUAAAAGUUAUUUGACAAAAUGGUUGAUAAGGCUACGCUUAAUAACUACUUGAUCCAAUAGAAAAUAGAAUAGUUUGACUCUACUAUUAAAAGGAUCAACUAAUUUUAAAAAAUUAGCUAGAAUUCAGAAUUAUCUGAAAUAUUUUCUAACCUUUCAAAAGAAGAUAAUUAAUCAAAUGCAAGUUUUUAAUAGUAGGAGAAAUAGGAUCUGUAAAGAGCUUAAUAGCAAAAAGACAACUUUUGUUAUAGUCCAAAGAUUUCCAUGUAGACUUCGAUGGCUGAAAUUAGUGUAAACUAAUAAUUAAAAUAAGUCAACCUAUUUAUACCCCAGAGUCUCGAAUUUACGUCUUACACUCGAUGGUUUUGGUCCAUUGUCAAUUAAUGAGCUAACUUAAACAUCUAUUGAUGUAAUAAAAUAAUCAUUCAUUAAAAGGCUUUUGAUUAAUUAUAAAACUUGCCGAACUAAUACGAGAAAAUUUGUUAAAAAAUAAAUUGUAAUGAUGGCUCAGAAUUUAUCAAAUAUAGAAAACUCGAAAGUUUUAGAAAAUAUCAUUUGAUAUAUGUAAUAAUAAGAAAUAAUAGAGAGCUCUUAUUUGGAUAAUUACAGAAUGUUGAAAUUGAGAAAAACCUUAAUUUAUAUAUAUUUUGUUACAAGGAGGGUCUCUAAAAUCAUAGUGAGAUCAAGAUUAUAUUAAUAUAUCUUGACUUUAGUAACAUUGGGGAACAUCGUAAUUUUUGUAUUAGAGCAUAUGUACGAUAAAGAUGAUAGAUUUGCAGAAUUUGAUAUUAGUAAUUAUUAUAAAUUAGAAUGUAGCUUUUUUAUGGUUCUACGUAGUUGAUGUAGUAUUAUAAUUUUUGGCAUUUGGAGUGUUUCUUACAAAAUUCAUCUUUAUUUCAAGAGUAAUUGAUGCAAUUUUAAUCAUUCUAUAUUACUAUCAUCUAACCUAUUCUUCGGCUGUAUUAGAUAUCACUCCACUAAGAAUGACAAGAUUGCUGAGACAUCUAGGAUUCAUAUUUACAGGUAGAUUAUAUUUAAUUAUAUCAAGGAUUAUAGAAAAUGAUAGAUGCAUUAAUAGAAUCAUUAAAAUUUAUUUUCGAAUCUACAGCAAUUGUUAUAUUAUUUGUCCUCUUUUUUGCAUCUUUAGGAACAUCAUUGUUUAUGGGUUUGUUUAAUGAAAGAUGUUUGCCGUCAGAUGAAUCAGAAUGGAUACAAUGUAGAGAAGGUUAUUGUCCUGAUGGAACUACUUGUCAAGCUACAAAUAAAUCAUAUAACAUUCCAACAAACUUUAAUAACAUUAUCUAUUCAUUUGGUCUUAUUUUAAAAACUGUAACAAUGGAUGAUUGGAGUUGGGUUAUGCAAUAUACAAUUAGAGCAUUCCAUCCUAUCAUUUGGAUUUAUUAUGUGUUAAUAAUAUUUGUUGGAGGCUUUUUCGGAUUUAAUCUUCCGAUUGCUGUAUUCAAGAUUCAUUUUAGUGAGAUGUAAUUUAGAGAGAUAGAAAAAGUAGAUGAAAAAGAGAAUGUUAUUAGCUAAUCAACUUUGAAGAGAAUAGGAUUUUAUGAUUACAUAAAUUAGAUGAAUGCCUUCUUAUUUUCAAACUCAAAUGAUAUCUUGAAGAAGGAACCUCUGAUUAAUGAAGUACAAUAAUCAAAUGAUGGAGAGCCUCGACUCUUAUUGGGAAGCAUGAUCGAUGAGAAUAGAAUAGACAAAAGUAAUUUUACACUCAUCAUGAAUAAAAUUAUGAACUUUACAUUCAAAUUCGUCCUUCUACCAAAAUUAGAAAUUCUAGAAAAAUAUUUUCAGAAUUUGGAUACUUAGAAAUUUACUUCAGAUCCUAAACUUUUAGAAACAAUUAAGAAAUUUAGUAAAUCCUCAUUUUUACUGGAAAAAUAUAUAGAUUAUAAGUAUAAUUAUGUAUAGACAAGCAAAAUGGAUGUUUUAAGGAAAUCUCUUUUUCAAAUUUUAAGAAAAACAAAAGUUAAAAAUUCUAAAAGAUUGAAAAAGAAGCCCUUUUACUACAAAUCAAUUUAAAAGAAAAAAUAUAUAGUUUAAAGUUAAUAAAGAAAAUCUAAUAAAUCGGAAUAAAUAGAUGCUUCUCCUUCAAAUAUCUAGAAAUCUCUAGUAUAUUUGCCAAUAAAGACAUCAAAUAGAAUAAUAAAGGAGAAUGAAAACACCCCUGAGAUUCAUGGCAGAAAGUCUAGUUCAGACUCCUGCUCUUCAAACAAUAGAGAAGUUCGUAUCAAAGAAGAUGUUAAAAAAUAAAGAAGAAAGUUUCAUUAUUUAACUGGGUAGUUAAUUAUUCCUGAGUAUUCUUUAAGCAAGCCAUUUACAAUAUAUCAUUGUGGCUAGUUAAAAGUGCUAAUAAAUGGAACAUAUUUAGACUAUGCUGAGGCAAAGAAAAGAAUCAAUGCGAAUUUUAAUUUUAGACAGUAAGAUGAGCCCAGAUGUUAAGAGGAAUACAAGAAAUUAGUGAGAAAAGAGGUUAAUAAAAAAUACAUAAAAUCAAGAAUUUGGUCUGGCAAAAAUGUUUUGACAAAAAAUUAAAUUUUAAUUAAAAAAUUUGAUGAUAUCUUUUAACAAUUAAAUGAAAGAAGCAUUCAAAUUUGGUAGACAUCCUUGGGUGGAAUACUAAUAACUUUACAGAAAUUUUCAUUUAGAAUAAUGCACUUCAAACUAACCAAAUUAUUUUUUGAUUUAACAAUUCUUAUUAAUACAUUUUUUUUAGCCUCAUAGGGGAUUAUCAAAAGAAAGAUAAUUAGUUAAGUAGAAGAUAUUGCUACUAUAUUAUUAUCUACUGAAAUUAUUUUUUAAUUGAUACUACAUAAACCAAGUAAAUUAUUAUAGUGAUAAUAGGAAGAAUAGCUAGGAAUAAAUAUCUUGUAAUAGAAUUACUUAUUGUAAUAUUAGGUUUGAUUGAAUUUGGAUUUAGUGACUACUUGAAUCUAAGUGAACAAUACUUAAAGUUGAUGAGAUCUACAAAGUGUCUAUUAUUCUAUCGAUGCAUAUCCUAUAUCUAUAUGGCUAGAAUAAUUGGGGCAAUUGCAUCAAUUACUUACAAAGCCUAUAUUUACUUGGCAUUUUUGAUGUUCUUUAUGAUCUUGACAUUUGGGUUGAUUGGAAUGGAGUUGUAUGGUCACAAAUUCGAUGAGUAUCAUGAAACUGGUUACAUGCAUUCAUUCGAUGAUCCAAUAAAAGCAUUUAUGACGGUAUUUAAUAUAAUGACAAAUGAUGAUUGGUUUGGAGUUUAUAAAGUUGGGACAGAAGUGCAGACAGAAUUAUCGAUCACUUACUCUAUUGUGUUAGUGUUUACACUUAACUACUUUACAUUUGGUAUUAUGAUGGCGAUAUUAUUGGAUGGAUUUAGUCAGUAUUUAGAACGGGAAUCUACAAAUGAACAUAAUGAAUUUAUGAAAGAAAAGAUCAAAUAAAAAAAUAAACUUAAUAAAUAAUUAGAUUCAGAAUUUUCUGAAAAUGAUUCAGAAUCUGACUCAAAUUCCUCUUCCUCCUCUGCUAAAUAAUAUUAAGAUUAACCUCAAGUUCACAAUAAGAGAUAAUAGGAAAGCGAAUCCAAUGACAAUAUUCAAUCAUCUGCUAAAAAUAUCAUAGUGUAAAAGAAAAGAGAUAGCAAUUUUGCUGAUUAAUUAUUUCAUUCUCUUCAAUUUCCAAUAGUCAUUACUAAAAGAUUGGAUCCAUUAGAUGAGGAGAGAAGGAAAAUCAAAGAGGAUUUUAAUAGGCUAAAGAGCAAAACUAAUAUGAUUAGAUUGAAAAGUUCGGAAUCAAAAACUAUAAAAUAUCUACAAGAGAAGAUUGAACAAAUCUCCAAAAAGAUGUUUAAACAUAAUUUAAAGAUGUAUCAAGGAGUUGAUUGUGUGUAAUCCUUCUAUUGUUUUAGUAAAUCAAAUUCUUUGAGACAGUUCUUCUUUAGAAUUAGUUUAAGCAUUUAUACAAAAUAUUUUAUUGAUUUGACAUUAUUCCUCACCACUAUUUAUUUAGCACUACCAUAAGAUAUCUAGCAAUAACCAUUGUUUGUUACUGCAUUAUUUAUUUUGAAUUCAGUAGUUUUUAUUGAAUUCGUAAUCAAAUCAAUCGCUUUGGGAGCAUUCUUAGAUGAGGGAUCAUAUCUAAACGUAUUUAUAUAUUGUUAUCUAAUAGCAUACUUGGAAGGUGGUUGAUUUAGUGUACAUAUUGGUUUAUUAUUUAGAAUUUUUCAAGAUUGUUCAUCUUCCAAUUUUUAUGGUGAUAGAGACUUUUCUAUUUUUUAGACCUUUGAAAUUACUAUAUCGAAUAAAAUGGGUGGUUAGAGUAAGGGCUGCUUUAACUUAAUCAUUAUUCGAUAUCAUAAAUGUAUUCGUAGUGUUACUUCUUGUCUGGUUGAUGUUUGCAGUAUUUUCGAUGAUGUUAUUUGCAGAUAAAAUGGGAUUUUGUGAGGAAUAAACAAAUUAUGAUGUUGGAUAUGAAGAGUGCACGAGAUUAGGCAAAGAAUGGAGAGUUUAUAAACAUAAUUUUGAUAAUAUUACUACUGCAAUGCCUACUUUGUUUAUUAUUUCAACUUUUGAUGGAUGGGGUUCAAUUCUCUGGGUUUCUCAGAAUAGCAGAAUGGCUUCAGAUGGUCCACAUCCGUAUUUCAGCUAAAUCCCUGCAUAUCUUUUUUUUUUAGCAUUUUGUACUAUUGGAGCUAUGUUUUUCCUACAGUUAUUUACGGGUGUAUUGUUUAUCAAUCUAAAGGCAAACUCAAAGCAAAUUGAAAAUCAAUAAUUAACUUAGACUCAAUUAGAUUAUAUAUAGGUGUCAGAAAUCAUUCUGCGGGAUCAUCCUAUAAGAGCAUCAUUUCCUAAAUCUUAAUUUAGAAAGUUAUUAAAUACUUUCAUCAUCAACAAAUUAUUUGAUGCAUGCAUAUUUUCUAUUCUGCUCGUGAAUUGUGUUGCGAUAAUGAUGAUUCAUCAUUCAGGUGAGGAUCAUUAUAAUGAUUACAUAAACACAAUUCAUCAUAUUUGUACCUUAAUUUUUGCUGGUUGGUUGUUGCUUCAAUUUUUGAUUUUGGGGAUCAAUAGAUUCAAAGACAAUCUAUGGAGACUUUAUACUUCCUUCGUAAUUAUUUUGGGGAUUAUUGAUUUGAUUCUUGACUAUGAAUACAAUUGGUUUCAAUUGUAUUGCAAUUCCACUCAAUUGACUUAGCACUAUUAAUUGUUAAGAGCCUUGUACACUCUUAGAAAUUUAAGAGUUAUCAUUAUAUUUCAAAAAUUGUAGAAUCUCUAAAGAUUGGUAAGAGUCAUGUACUUUGCAUUUCCAUUUAUGUUGAAGAUUCUUUUCAUUCUUCUGAUAAUAAUGGUUGUAUAUGCAUUUUAUGGAAUUAUGUUGUUUGGGAAUAUAGACAAGGGAGAGGUAAUAAAUGAUUUGAUCAACUUUUCAAAUUUUUGGUCUGCUAUGUUGACCCUUUUCAAGUGUGUUAGUGGUGAUGAUCUUCGUUCCAUAAUGAAUGAUUGUAUGCAUCACAAUCCCUAUUGUUCAGAAGAUCCUAAAUAUUGUGGUUCACCCUAUGCUUAAAUCUAUUUUAUCUCUUUCAUGCUGAUAUCUAAUUAUACGUUUUUGAAUUUAUUUAUUUUGUCCAUGAUUGAACAAUUUGAAUUCUUUUUCAACAAUCAGGACUCCAUCCUUUAAACAUACGUUGAAAAUAUUGAUUCCUUUAGAAAGGCAUGGUUCAAGUUUUCAAGUUAAAAUGGACAGGUGUUGAGUCUUAGAUAUUUGCCUCAUUUGUUGAUUGAAAUUAAAGAACCUCUAGGGUGUAAACCAUAUGAUAAUUUGUGGGAUGCUGCCAAACUUAGUUUGCAAUACAAUCUGUUUUGCGACAUGCAAGAUAACAUUUCCUACAAUUAAUUAUUAUAUGAGAUCUUCUAUCAUAGAUAUGAGCAACAAAUCUUUGAGUAAUGCUCUCAAAUGUCUGCAAGAAAGAUGUCUUAAUUUCAUAAGACAGUUCUAUUUAGAUUAGCCUAUUAUAGAAGAAAAGGAGUAAAGCAAAGAAGGACUAACAUUGGACCAUAGCUUAAAUUGGAUGGAAAUGCUAACAUUUUGAAUAUUCUAUUGAUAUCAUUAACUGCUUUCAAAGUGUGGAAGUCUUACACUCAUUAAAUAAUUGGCAACAUCAUUACUUAAUAACAAUAUUUUUCACUUCAAACUGUUAGGGAUACUGAUCUAAUCAAACAUUAAGUAACACAGAAAAGCAUCGAGAGUUAAGAAUAUAAAAUAAAAAUGAAUGACUAUCCUAUAUAUUAAAAAAGAGGGUUGGGCAGAAAUAAGAGUGUCCAAUUAUAAGGUGAGGAAAAUGAUUAUUUACCAGGAGAUUAAAUUAAUGUAUUUUAUACCUUUCUAUUAUUAGCCUAAACCUGUAUUGAAUAGAACAAAUAGUUUUGGAAUUGAAGAGGGCAAUGUUUAAAAGAUUUAUCAUUCGCAUGGAAUUUAAAAGAUGAAUUGA